Molecule: messenger RNA, 8814 nt
Organism: Porites lobata
Lineage: Eukaryota; Metazoa; Cnidaria; Anthozoa; Scleractinia; Poritidae
Source: the annotation of a GenBank genome assembly
GGACUGUUAUGCCGGAAUUCAAAAGUAAUUACCAACGCCGUAACUCAUAUGUUUACUUAUAUAAGUAAUCGUAUUUGUUUCUCCUUUCAUUUUAAAUUUCCUUUUUUCAUAUCGAUGAAAGUAAUAUGUUGAGGACGUUUCCACUUUACCAACUUUAUUUGCAGAUUCCUCGACACCAUCUUCACGAAAGACCACUAGCCCAACUUCAACAGGUCAGUGAUGUUAAGGGGUAGUCACUAAGUAUAGUGUUGCAAUGGGAAUAAUUGCAGUGGCAGAUUCAGACCUUAGGAUAAGAGGGGGGCGGUCAUCCAGACCCAGAGAUAAGGGGGGGCUUUCUUAAAAUUUUUUUCCGACCUUUCAGGCCUCAGUUUGGUCCAAAAAUAACAGGGAGGCCCGAGGCCCCCGGGCCCCUCCCCUAGAUCCGCCUCUAAAUUGCCAAAAAAAUCUAAAAAUAGUAUCCAGUUCUUAAUAAUGUUGGUUAAUAAUAGCGGAGCUGUCGCGCGCGCGAAGCGCGCGCGCAGCGGAGCACCAUGGGUAAGAAAAGUUGGUAAACUAUCCAUCAGAGAAAAUUUGGUUAUGACGUAGAGUACGCCCGCCAACCCACCCGUACACACACUUCAUGUAAACCGAUGUCAAAUGUCAAAAUAGAUCAGUUGCACAACUUGACUAGCCUCUUAGUUAUGUAAGCCAUCCGUAUGAGUACGAUUAGAUUGACAGCUGUCAAAAUCAGACAUCCGCUGACAAUUAUCACAUGACCAUCUCGCGAGCUCAGAUGAAAGACCAUCCGUUUUGCCCCUACAUAUAAGCUGAAAUAAUAUGUCACACUUACCAAUUCAGCAUAAAAACGAAACUACGCCGGGCAAGGCUGUCAUUUGGCUGACAGUCGUUUAAAGUUAUACUGGCAAGCCAAAUUAAGGUCAAUUGACAGCUGUCAAAAUUGGACAUGUGCAGACCACUAUCAGAAAACUAAUAACGUGGGCUCAGGUUCGCUCAGGUACACGAUCUGGCUUUUUCCAAUACAUGCCGGACAGAUAUGUCUUACUCACACUCGUAGUCUGUUAAUUCGAAUAUUCGCCAUUCUAAUGAAGGUUAAUUGACAGCUGUCAAGAGUAUACGCUGACCAUCAUUACCUGAGUGUAUCGCGGGCUCAUUUUUCUAUCCAUUGAGGUCACGUAUUGUUUAAAGUUUUGCGCUGAUAUUUUAUAUGAUCACGGGCUCAAUUCGAAGCCUCAUAGCUUAGAAAAUCUCUCUCUCCUAGAAAAUUCGGCAAUCACGUGACCGUACACCGACCACCCGACCUUUUGUCCGUCCGCACGACAGGCAUACCAAUGUUUAAUCUCUAGCUAGUUUGGGAGCCUGCAACCUGAUAUUGUACAUCCAUAUUUGAUUAAUUGACAGCUGUCAAAAUAGUGUUUAUGCUGACCAGUGUCGUCAGACCAUAUCGCGGGCUCAGGUAUUGACCCACUGAGUUCGCGUGUUUUUUGAAGGUAUCCGCUGACAAGUUGCUACUUUUCAAAUGAUCGCAGGCUCAAGUUCAAUUUUUUUAAAAUGCAUAUGAAAUAAGUCGUGUUCAUGAGCCGCACUUCAGGAGCCCAUAACCUAGCACUUUUAAAAUGUUGAUUUCGAACUGACCUCGGACGGGAAAAUUCAACCUUCUUUUACAUUUACAUGCAGGGAAGGCAAUCGUUUUUGACUUUUCUGACUGUCAUGCGUUGAUCACGGUCUACGUCCAAUUUUUUAUGUUCUGAUUGGUCAAAAUUUGACAGGUGAGUUCAUGCGGAAAAUUUAUGCAGCGUCUGGAAACUUGCUUACUGAUAGCUGAAGCUGACAAAGUUUUGUGUCAUCUUGUGAUGUUUUAAACUGUCUUUUCCUACUUGGUGUACAAAAUGAAAUACAGCUGCUAUCAAGAUUGUUCUGUAAUUCAUGGCUGGUUUGUUUAUUGCGCUUUUUGUUGACAAAUGCACCGCUUGUCAAAGUCAUUGGAAAUCCGAUUUCGGAUGGCAUCGUUUUUAAAAACGAGCUCACUCACUUGCCUUUGCUUGAGGCAUAAGAGGGUUGAAAAGUCUCAAGCGAUUCUGGAACACUUGAUGACCUUCAGAAGCAGCAUCUCGACUGGUAAGCCUGAGCAAUUAUUGUCUUUGAUGUGCGUUUUUUUUUCGGUUUCCUGAAGUCAAGUGUAUGGUUUAUGCGGCUUAAGUUUAUACACGAGCAAUGAUCUAACCUACAAUAGUAUCAGUUUUAAAAAGCCUUUAGACAUUUUUUGACCACAAAUUCAAAGAAAAGGUUCCGAAUAUUAUUUAGUUAUAAUUUUGGCUGUAAACAGAAAGCUCUGAGCGAUUUUCUUGCCUCGAGUUCAUCUUGAAAAGAACAAACACCGGAAAGCCCGCUUCAAACAUAAAUAAGCUUAUGCUUACCUGAGUCGUGAUUUUCAGAGACACUUUACUCUCAAUACUUCUCUUCGUGAAUGAAAAUUAUUGUCUCUGUACAUGUUUCACCGAAUUAUAUUUAUUUUAUUGAUUGUUUGUAGUCCCUCUCGCAAUUUUUAUCGCUGCACCGGUUGUUUCCAGUCGAACAUAUACAUCGCAUGCAGGAAUAUUCAAAACGCCGUGCGUAAAUAUCACUCGCUUUUAAAGAUUACACGUAACAAAACCUUACACAGUUUAAUAAAUAAGGGGAAAUAAAACCUAAACUUAGCAAGUUCUCUAUCAUGUUGAAGCGUAAAUGGUAACUCUAUUAAUCGCACUGUUAAAAGCCCAUAAUUAUUACCCUGCAUAUCACAUAGGACCAGAUUUUUCUAACUGAAAAGUCCCGGCAUUAUAGAAUUCUCUUCAUGAAAACCUUUUAUAAUUCAAUGCUAUCAUUUGUUGUGCAAAGGAAGCGCGUGCUUUGAUCGUCGUGGAUAUUGAAUGAGUGCAAAUUCUCUCGCAAAAUUGUGAAAAACUGCAGAAUUAUAGGUUUAAAUAGGGCAAAAAAGAACAAACUCUGUCCGAGGUCUGUAUGAUAAAAAAGGGCCUCAUAGUACUGUUUACCUGAGACGUGAUGAGAAAAAGUUUGAUUAAAAGGCUGGCUUACACGCCACCAGAUUCGACGCCAAGAUUUACUAGUAACCUAAACUUGCCGAACACAAAAAAAAUCCGGCCUGAUAUCUAUUUUGGCCUCUCUUUUAGACAGAGGAAUGCAACGUGUAAAUUGGCUGCAACAAAGGACUAUCGUGGCGCGUGUGUUUCUUAACAUUAUAUUAUUAGCCAUAGUCUCUCUAACGGAGCAAUGUUGGAGAGACAGGUGAAUACCACAUUAUGAUGCAACAGCUAAUGCAAAUACAAUACUCAAAUAGGUCUAUUUGUUUUCCAGGCCUAAUCUACUGUGAUCGAACAUGAUUGCUAUUUUUAGGUGUACAAAUAAGACUAUUUAGUAAUUCGAUGUAAAAUUGUUUCACUCUUGGACUGUCAAAUUAUUUUUUUUUCUAAAAUCACUUAGCCUUUGCCUCAAAAGUCAAAUAAAUGUGCCCUGAUCUGUGGAUUACAAGUUUAUUGUUUGAUUUAAAUUAUGAAUUUAUUAACGAGAGCUUCGCUUUUAGCCCUGGGUAAAUCUAUAUAUUACGAAACAUUGGAAGAAAACAGGACCACGCUGUGUCGGCCCCUGAGUCGCUGCACUGUUAUGCCGGAAUUCAAAAGUAAUUACCAACGCCGUAACUCAUAUGUUUACUUAUAUAAGUUAUCGUAUUUGUUUCUCUUUUUAUUUUAAAUUUCCUUUUUUUCAUAUCGAUGAAAGUAAUAUGUUGAGGACGUUUCUCCUUUACAAACUUGUUUUGCAGAUUCCUCGACACCAUCUUCACAAAAGACCACUAACUCAACUUCAACAGGUCAGUGAUGUUAAGGGGUAGUCACUAAGUAUAGUGUUGCAAUGGGACUAAUUGCAGUGGCGGAUUCAGACCUUAGGAUAAGAGAGGGGGCGGUCAUCCAGACCCAGAGAUAAGGGAGGGCUUUCUUAAUUUUUUUUCCCGACCUUUCAGGCCUCAGUUUGGUCCAAAAAUAACGGGGAGGCCCGGGGCCCCCGGGCCCCUCCCCUAGAUCCGCCUCUGAAUUGCCAAAAAAAAUCUAAAAAUUGCAUCCAGAUCUUAUCCCUUUUCAAAUAAUGCAAAACAUUGGAAGAAAACAGAACCACACUGAGUCAGCCCCUGAGUCGCUGGACUGUUAUGCCGGAAUUCAAAAGUAAUUACGAACGCCGUAACUCAUAUGUUUACUUAUAUAAGUAAUCGUAUUUGUUUCCCUUUUCAUUUUAAAUUUCCUUUUUUUAUAUCGAUGAAAGUUAAUAUGUUGAGGACGUUUCCCCUUUACCAACUUUAUUUGCAGAUUCCUCGACACCAUCGUCACAAAAGACCACUAGCUCAACUUCAACAUGUCAGUGAUGUUAAUGGGUAGUCACUAAGUAUAGUGUUGCAAUGGGACUAAUUGCAGUGGCGGAUUCAGACCUUAGGAUAAGAGAGGGGGCGGUCAUCCAGACCCAGAGAUAAGGGAGGGCUUUCUUAAUUUUUUUUCCCGACCUUUCAGGCCUCAGUUUGGUCCAAAAAUAACGGGGAGGCCCGGGGCCCCCGGGCCCCUCCCCUAGAUCCGCCUCUGAAUUGCCAAAAAAAAUCUAAAAAUUGCAUCCAGAUCUUAUCCCUUUUCAAAUAAUGCAAAACAUUGGAAGAAAACAGAACCACACUGAGUCAGCCCCUGAGUCGCUGGACUGUUAUGCCGGAAUUCAAAAGUAAUUACGAACGCCGUAACUCAUAUGUUUACUUAUAUAAGUAAUCGUAUUUGUUUCCCUUUUCAUUUUAAAUUUCCUUUUUUUAUAUCGAUGAAAGUUAAUAUGUUGAGGACGUUUCCCCUUUACCAACUUUAUUUGCAGAUUCCUCGACACCAUCGUCACAAAAGACCACUAGCUCAACUUCAACAUGUCAGUGAUGUUAAUGGGUAGUCACUAAGUAUAGUGUUGCAAUGGGACUAAUUGCAGUGGCGGAUUCAGACCUUAGGAUAAGAGAGGGGGCGGUCAUCCAGACCCAGAGAUAAGGGAGGGCUUUCUUAAUUUUUUUUUUCGACCUUUCAGGCCUCAGUUUGGUCCAAAAAUAACGGGGAGGUCCGGUGCCCCAGGGCCCCUCCCCUAUAUCCGCCUCUGAAUUGCCAAACAAAUCUAAAAAUAGUAUCCAGAUCUUAUCGCUUUUCAAAUAAUACGAAACAUUAGAAGAAAACAGAACCACGCUGAGUCGGCCCUGAGUCGCUGGACUGUUAUGCCGGAAUUCAAAAGUAAUUACCAACGCCGUAACUCAUAUGUUUACUUAUAUAAGUAAUCGUAUUUGUUUCUUUUUUCAUUUUAAAUUUCUUUUUUUCCAUAUCGAUGAAAGUAAUAUGUUGAGGACGUUUCCACUUUACCAACUUUAUUUGCAGAUUCCUCGACACCAUCGUCACAAAAGACCACUAGCCCAACUUCAACAGGUCAGUGAUGUUAAGGGGUGGUCACUAAGUAUAGUGUUGCAAUGGGACUAAUUGCAGUGGCGGAUUCAGACCUUCAGAUAAGAGACGGGGCGGUCAUCCAGACCCAGAGAUAAGGGGGGGCUUUCUUAGAUUUUUUUUUUCGACCUUUCAGGCCUCAGUUUGGUCCAAAAAUAACGGGGAGGCCCGGGGCCCCCGGGCCCCUCCCCUAGAUCCGCCUCUGAAUUGCUAAACAAAUCUAAAAAUAGUAUCCAUAUCUUUAUGGCUUUUCAAAUAAUACGAAACAUUGAAAGAAAACAGAUCCACUAUGAGCCAGCUCCUGAGUCGCUGGACUGUUAUGCCGGAAUUCAAAAGUACUCAUAUGCUUACUUAUAUAAGUAAUCGUAUUUAUUUUUCUUUUCAUUUUAAAUUUCCUUUUUUUCAUAUCGAUGAAAGUAAUAUGUUGAGGACGUUUCCCCUUUACCAAUUUUAUUUGCAGAUUCCUCGACACCAUCGUCACAAAAGACCACUAACUCAACUUCAACAUGUCAGUGAUGUUAAGGGGUGGUCACUAAGUAUAGUGUUCCAAUAGGACUAAUUGCAGUGGCGGAUGCAGACCUUCAGAUAAGAGGGGGGGCGGUCAUCCAGACCCUGAGAUAAGGGGGGGCUUUCUUAAAUUUUUUUUUCGACCUUUCAGGCCUCAGUUUGGUCCAAAAAUAACGGAGAGGCCCGGUGCCCCUGGUCUCUCCUCUAGAUCCGCCUCUGAAUGGCCAAACGAAUCUAAAAAUAGUAUCCAGAUAUUAUCGCUUUUCAAAUAAUACGAAACAUUGGAAGAAAACUGAACCACUCUGAGUCGGCCCCUGAAUCGCUGGACUGUUAUGCCGGAAUUCAAAAGUAAUUACCAACGCCGUAACUUAUAUGUUUACUUAUAUAAAUAAUCGUAUUUGUUUUUCUUUUCAUUUUAAAUUUCCUUUUUUUUCAUAUCGAUGAAAGUAAUAUGUUGAGGACGUUUCCCCUUUACCAACUUUAUUUGCAGAUUCCUCGACACCAUCGUCACAAAAGAACACUAACUCAACUUCAACAGGUCAGUGAUGUUAAGGGGUAGUCACUAAGUAUAGUGUUGCAAUGGGACUAGUUGCAGUGGCAGAUUCAGACCUUCAGAUAAGAGAGGGGGCGGUCAUGCAUCCAGACCCUGAGAUAAGGGGGGGCUUUCUUGAAAUUUUUUUUCGACCUUUCAGGCCUCAGUUUGGUCCAAAAAUAACGGAGAGGCCCGGGGUCCCCGGGCCGCUCCUGUAGAUCCACCUCUGAAUUGCCAACCAAAUCUAAAAAUAGUGUCCAUAUCUUAUCGCUUUUCAAAUAAUACGAAACAUUGAAAGAAAACAGAACCACUCUGAGUCGGCCCCUGAGUCGCUGGACUGUUAUGCCGGAAUUCAAAAGUACUCAUAUGUUUACUUAUAUAAGUAAUCCUAUUUGUUUUUUCUUUUCAUUUUAAAUUUCCUUUUUUUCAUGUCGAUGAAAGUAAUAUGUUGAGGACGUUUCCCCUUUACCAACUUGAUUUGCAGAUUCCUCGACAGCAUCGUCACAAAAGACCACUAGCUCAACUUCAACAGGUCAGUGAUGUUAAGGGGUAGUCUUUAAGUAUAGUGUUGCAAUGGGACUAAUUGCAGUUGCAGUUUCAGAACUUCAGACAAGAGGGAAGGGGGGGCGAUCAUCCAGACCCAGAGAUAAGGGGGUCUUUCUUAAAUAUUUUUUUCGACCUUUCAGGCCUCAGUUUGGUCCAAAAAUAACGGGGAGGCCCGGGGCCCCGGGUCCAUCCUGUAGAUCCGUCUCUGAAUUGCCGAACAAAUCUAAAAGUAGUAUCCAGAUACAGAACCAUGCUGAGUCGGCCCCUGAGUCGCUGGACUGUUAUGCCGGAAUUCAGAAGUAAUUACCAACGCCGGGCCCCUCCUGUAGAUCCACCUCUGAAUUGCCAACCAAAUCUAAAAAUAGUAUCCAGAUAUUAUCGCUUUUCAAAUAAUACGAAACAUUGAAAGAAAACAGAACCACUCUGAGUCGGCCCCUGAGUCGCUGGACUGUUAUGCCGGAAUUCAAAAGUAAUUACCGGUGUCAGUAAAACGAGGGAUCGCGCCCCGCCCGGGGCCGAAAACGGGGUCUAUCUCUUGUUUUUAAAGAAUACUGUUUUAGGGUUAGGGUUAUGUUAGGGUUAGGGUUAGUGUCAACUCGAACCGUAGCCCUAACCCUGAAACAGCAUUCUUUAAUAAGAAGAUGUAGAAACCAAUGAAGCUUUCCCUGAUAGACAAACGAAUCCCACAGACUUUGACAAACUCAAAGGAUAUAAUCCAAAAAGACCGAGAACAUGCUCGCCAAAGUAGCCUAACCAGAUCAACGCGCGGCCAAGAAAAUGAGGCCUGGGCAGUGUACAAAAAAGAUCCAUCCCAGGAGUCCUGGGAUGACCUUUCUGGGGACCAAUACAUCAUUUGCCCGAAGCCACCCUCCCCUGCUGGAAAAAUACUUGAUAGAAGGCAAUUGUUUUUCCUAGAAAAUCACAAUUCGCUAGAGCAAACCCCGCACACGCGCCUAAAUUUACCGCCCCAGGAUGGACCAACAUUUUGAAGGUCAAUGCCCGACAGGUCGGGCCUCAAAUUUUGGGUCAAAUUCCCCACAGUACGGAAAAGUGCCCGGAGUAUGCCCAAGGGGUAGGAGGUUUUGGAAUUGACUGGUAAGUAAUCUAACCCUUGUCGCACGCUAGCUGGAUAGAUUAAGGCUCCGUACUGAUAAACAUUCGGCUGGUGCACGAUAUACUUAGCGAAUAGCAAGUCUCGAGUUACGUCACAAAGAACACAACAAUGAUCGUUAUCCCUUACACGAUAACACAAUAGACUUCGCACAAUAGAACGAGACAAUAGUGCAUAAAUUGACUUGGUAUAUCGAGCAUCACCAAAACAUUCGCUUAUUUGUUUAAUACCCACUUUUAACUGAGUCUGGAUUUCUAAUUUCUUUCGAGUAGCACCAGCAGAUACAGGAGCAGCAACAACCGGCCAAGGAAACAGCAAGUCAGCUGACAAGUGGAUUCCCGCGAUUGCGAUUUUAACGUUUGGACUGGCCUUGUUUUUGACCCUGUUUACGGCGUAUCACUUUAUUAGUAAAAAGUUUGGCACAGGAUACCGCGCGUGGCGUAAGAUGACAUCAAGAGAGAAUGAGCUAGAUCAUUCUCUCUUGAUGACAUCCAAUCAUUUCUAAAGCAAAGGAAAUCACUAAAAGGGGCUUUGUCACGAGGAAACUUGGCUGAGAUCAUUACUUAAUGCCUCACAAAAUGCUCAGUUAGAUAUAAGAAGAAGAUUCCACACAAAUUUUAUCAGGGCGG